GUCGCACCGGAAGGCGGAGGUCGCUCCACCGUCGUUCUGUGUCCGGUUCUGCUUCUGCUCGCUCGAAACUGGGCUCCUCGCUGUGUAUUGGAGGCUGGAGGAGAUGCCAAGUCAGCGCGCGCGCGGCCGCCGGGACGCGCUUGGAGGCGUUGCUCCGCUGAGUAUCAGCAAGUGCAGAGAGGGGAGGGUCGCGUUAUUUGCGCGAGAGGCGGAGAGAAGUCGGCGCACAACUUUCCCGCAGCGGCUGCAGCUGAAGUUAAGGGGGGACUGAGCAGUUUCCACGGAGGGAAGCGGGGAUAUUGAGUGAGAGGAGGACUCAGAAGCAGAUCCGAGCCGACGCUGGUGGAACGAUGAGCAUGAGCGCCAGUGAGAUGGAGGACCUGCUGGUGUCGUGGGAGGAGUUCAACCUGUCGGAGGGCUUCAGCAACAUCUCCAGCGUGGACGCCACGGUGUGCGUCACGGCGUUCGACCGCGGCGCCCUCUUCCACUCCAUGUGCGUGCUCUACACCUUCAUCUUCGUGGUGGGCCUGGCCGCCAACGCCCUGGUCCUCUGGGUCAACGUGCGCGCGCAGCGCGAGCCGGGCCCGCGGCCCGAGACGCACGUGUACAUCGCCCACCUGGCGGCGGCGGACCUGUGCGUGUGCGCCACGCUGCCCGUGUGGGUGGGCUCGCUGGCGCAGGGCGGCCACUGGGCGCUGGGCGAGGCGGCGUGCAAGCUCACGCACCUGCUCUUCUCCGUCAACCUCUUCGGCAGCAUCUUCUUCCUGGCGUGCAUGAGCGUGGACCGCUACCUGGGCGUGGCGCGGCGCGGCGACGGCGAGGGCGGCGCCCGCGGCCGGCGGGUGCGCCGCGGGGUGUGCGCGGGGGUGUGGCUCCUGGCGCUGGCCGCCUCGCUGCCCGACUGCUACUUCCUGCGCACGGUGAAGGCCGCGCACGGGGGCGCGGUGCUGUGCCGGCCCGUGUACCCGGGGGACGACCCGGUCCGGUGGAUGGUGGGGGUGCAGCUGAGCUUCAUCCUGCUGGGCUUCGCGCUGCCCUUCCCCGUCAUCGCCGUCUUCUACGCGCUGCUGGCGCGCGCCUUCUCGCGCCGCCCCCCCUCCGCCGCCGCCGCCUGCUCGCCGGCGCUGGAGCAGGAGCGGCGCGUGAGCCGCCGCGUGAUCCUGGCCUACAUCGUGGUGUUCCUGGGCUGCUGGGGGCCGUACCACGGCGUGCUGCUGGCCGACGCCCUGUCGCAGCUGGGCCUGGUGCCGCUCAGCUGCGGCCUGGAGAACGCCCUCUACCUGGCCCUGCACCUCACGCAGUGCCUGUCGCUGUUCCACUGCUGCUUCAACCCCAUCCUCUAUAACUUCAUCAACAGGAACUACCGCUAUGACCUCAUGAAGGCCUUCAUCUUCAAGUACUCCACGCGGACGGGCCUGGCGCGCCUCAUCGACGCCUCCAACGCGUCGGAUGCCGAGUACUCGGCCGUGGCGGUGGAGAACCCGCCGCAGAUCUGAACCCAGCGCUGUCCAAGCGACUAGAACACAAUGACAGCUUUUAGAAUGGGCUCACUGUAUGACGUGUGUGUCUGACAUAGACGAGUGAGAGGAGAUCAAUUCAGUCCAGUGUAAUAUUUCAUAAAUCUGCUCGGUUGAAGGUGGAGGUCGACCUUGAUGGACUGAUUCAAAGCACUUAGAGAAAACCUUUAUUUUAGCCGCUGAAUGCUGUGACUGUCAUGAAGCAAAACAGCGACAACCGUGUAUAGAAGCGCUGCCUUUUCUGUGUUUGACCUGUGUGUCUGUGCUUGUGUGUGCGUGUGUGUGUGUGUGUGAGUGAUGAUGAUCUGUUGGGCAUUGAAUAAUUACAGGAUCAGCAGAGCAAUAUUAAUGUUUUUGUAUCUAUUUAUAUGCGUUUCAAGUGUUUUGUCUCUUCUGCAUCAAACAUCUCUGACGUCUCCUGCUUAGUGCUCCCCUUCAUACACUCCUGCCUCAUCGUUCUCGUCCUGCUGUCUCGUAUCACAUCGGCUGAAUCCUUCAGACUUGCGAUGAAUCAUUUCAAGUUGUUUUAUGCAGAACUUUGCAAUUGCUCAGUGCAAUGUUGCUUUUGGGGAGAUAUACCUGUUCUUGCAGCGCUGCGCUAAUUGAUGCCACGUCUCUGAGCUGAAUGCUGAUCAGCUUAAUUUAGCUGAAUGACCAGAGUUGUAAUGUUCAGGUGAUGUCAUGUAAACAAACUGGAGAAUUAGGUAUAAUUUCACAGACAGCAGCGCAUCAUCCUUUCAGCAUCUCUGUUUUGUUUUGGUUGGUUUACAAACCUUGAAGAGGCUGCUUAGGGGCAUGUUAUGUUUUUAUCUCUGGGCAGAUUCAAACCAGCUGCUUCGUCCCGUUUCCAGUGUCUGAGCCGAGGCAUCAACCUUCUCAUCUUCCUCAAACAACCGAUCGUGUUUCCCAAAAUGUCAAACUGCUCGCUAAACAAAUAAGCAAAAGAAAGUUUUGUGCUCAGAGUGAUUUUCAUCAACCACGGUGAUGGACAAGACAGCUUUUUGUUGCUUUUUGAACAUUUCCCAACAUGGUCUGAAGGCUUCAGCUGAGACUACUGAUCUUAGAGUAGACGCAUGUCGUCUGACUCGUCUGAUACAUUAGUAUUUAGUACUAAUCAUGAAUUAAAGAGGGGCAGCGUCUAAAGGCAAACAGACUCACUGACAAAAGACUGGACGCAACUGCACAGACUUGAACCAACUACACAUGCAGUACAUUUAAUAUAGGAAACUCCAAGGCAGGAAACUAGUUCAAAAAGUAAGAGCUCAAAGUCAGACUGAGAAAAUACUGAACUCACAAACCAAAAUCACUGCUCUGCAGGAAGAAUAGCUCAAAAAUUAAUGUAAGAGCUAAAAAUCACUGCUCAAGCAGGAACAAAUGAACUCACAAUCAAAAUACUCAACAAACGUACAAAGCAUCUGACAGACAACGAACGAUGGCACAGCUCACACGCCAGACGAAACCAACCUUAGCUGUGCUAACACCGGUUAGCAUCAGCGCUACGUGUAAUCCUGCUGCUUCUGGUUCCGAUGACCAAAUACGUUGAUUAUUAGCUUUACUGCUCUCGCUGUGCGACAACCAAGUGUUUGCUAGAGACCAAAUCGCCGACGCGUCACUUCGUAGCUUCUUUUUAUCACAUGUGACAUUUGCUUGUACAGUUUACUCACUGUCUGUAGUAGGAAACAACAUGCUUUUUGAUAUGUUGACACAAACACAUGGAUGCUGUUAUGUAGAUUUAGUGUUGCAAUUACAGAAGACUGGAGACUGAACAUGUGUCUGCUAGAAACAUUCCUUUGGUGUAGUAAUGUGUAACAUGUGCUUUGUUAUAUAUUCAAUAAAUGCAAAAUGUUUUGCCUCA
This is a messenger RNA of Betta splendens (Siamese fighting fish), 3372 nucleotides long. RefSeq names its product atypical chemokine receptor 3a (gene ackr3a). Gene Ontology annotation, cellular component: membrane. The transcript is spliced from 2 exons. Gene Ontology annotation, biological process: vasculogenesis; G protein-coupled receptor signaling pathway; chemotaxis. Gene Ontology annotation, molecular function: coreceptor activity; chemokine binding; G protein-coupled receptor activity. NCBI's taxonomy places the organism in Eukaryota, Metazoa, Chordata, Actinopteri, Anabantiformes, Osphronemidae. The record is from RefSeq and is a predicted model, not a curated record. Bases 351 to 1496 code for a protein of 381 amino acids.